CGCGCCCCCAUCCGCCGCGAUCCGCCAGUGCUGUGUGCUGAGUGCUUGGCCGCCCGCGCCUUCCUCCCUGAGCACCUUGCCCCGAGCGCGGGUGCACAUGCAUGUCGCGCGCGAUGCAGCCGCCCGGCAAGCGCGCGGGCGCUGCUGCGCCCGCCGCGGCGGCAGGCCCGGCCCACGCGCAGGCUCAGGCUCAGGCCGCGGAGGAGGCGCCGCCCGGGGGCCCCGGGGCGCCGUGCGGCGCGUGCAAGUUCCUGCGGCGGCGGUGCGUGCCGGGGUGCGUCUUCGCGCCGCACUUCGGGGGCGGCGGCGUGAGGGAGCACGGGGCCGGGGCCGGCGCCGGCGCGGCGCAGUUCGCGGCCGUGCACAAGGUGUUCGGCGCCAGCAACGUGGCCAAGAUGCUGUCGCGGGUGCCCGUGGCGCUGCGCCGGGACGCGGCCAGCACCGUCUGCUACGAGGCGCAGGCGCGCAUCGCCGACCCCGUCUACGGCUGCGUCGGCACCAUCCUCGCCCUCCAGCACCAGGUAGCCCUCGUCCAAGCCGAGCUUUCCAUGGCGCAAACCGAGCUCCUCAACCGGAGGCUGGCCCUGGCAACGGUGAAUCCUGCGUACUCUGCCGCGUCGCCGACGAGCCAAAUGGUGAACUGCAUAGAGGUCGAGCCAGCGGGGAGGGGCUUGCCGCCGCCUUUCCUGCUGCCAUCGCAGCAGCCGCAGCGGGGAGGGGAACAGGACGGCGGCGGGAGUCCAACCACCGUGGACGUUUUCUCGCAUAACGUCUUGGGGAAAUAGAAAUUCUUGUAACCGCAACUUAUUAUUUUUCAUGUGUAUUUAGAUUUUUGUUUUGUAUGCAUCCAACUCAUAAGAAUAUUGUUGUUGAAAUGCAACCGACUAUAGUCGAGUUAUCUUUGCAAAUUGACCAUUAUGUCCCUACCAGUGAGCAAUAACAACCACGUCCGCAAUUUCAUCAA
Molecule: messenger RNA, 964 nt
Organism: Panicum virgatum (switchgrass)
Lineage: Eukaryota; Viridiplantae; Streptophyta; Magnoliopsida; Poales; Poaceae
Product: LOB domain-containing protein 20-like
Exons: 2
Coding region: 102-785 (227 amino acids)
Biological process (GO): hormone-mediated signaling pathway; positive regulation of DNA-templated transcription
Cellular component (GO): nucleus
Source: RefSeq, a predicted model, not a curated record